Drosophila ananassae is the source of this 2085-nucleotide messenger RNA. It is a transcript of the gene Pp1-87B, whose product is annotated as serine/threonine-protein phosphatase alpha-2 isoform. The coding region runs from base 205 to 1113 and encodes 302 amino acids. Gene Ontology annotation, cellular component: nucleus; cytoplasm. Gene Ontology annotation, molecular function: protein serine/threonine phosphatase activity. NCBI's taxonomy places the organism in Eukaryota, Metazoa, Arthropoda, Insecta, Diptera, Drosophilidae. The record is from RefSeq and is a predicted model, not a curated record. The transcript has 2 exons.
AGACUAUCCGAAAGUGUGACUGGGCAAUGUGGACACACUGGAGAAAUUUUUCAUACUAGUUAGCUGUGAAAAGUAUUUUGCAGAAAUAGAAUUGAAAAACUAAACAUUUCGAGGCUAUUUCGGCGAAAGCAACCAUCGUUCGAGGCACUCACGACACCAGCAGCAGCAGGAGCACCACCAGCGCAACGUAGCAAUUGAGGAAACAUGGGCGACUUAAUGAAUAUCGACAGCAUAAUAUCGCGACUUCUUGAGGUGCGUGGGGCACGGCCAGGCAAGAACGUACAGCUUUCUGAGGGCGAAAUUCGAGGCCUCUGCCUCAAGUCGCGCGAGAUUUUUCUCUCGCAGCCCAUCCUCUUGGAACUGGAAGCGCCGCUGAAGAUCUGUGGCGACAUUCACGGUCAGUACUACGACUUGCUGCGUCUGUUCGAGUACGGUGGUUUCCCUCCGGAGUCGAACUACCUGUUCCUGGGCGAUUACGUUGAUCGCGGCAAGCAAUCGCUUGAGACGAUCUGCUUGUUGCUCGCUUAUAAGAUCAAAUACUCGGAAAAUUUCUUCCUGCUGCGCGGAAACCAUGAGUGCGCCAGCAUCAAUCGUAUCUAUGGCUUCUACGACGAGUGCAAGCGGCGCUACAGCAUCAAGCUGUGGAAGACGUUCACGGACUGCUUCAACUGCCUGCCAGUGGCGGCUAUUGUCGACGAGAAGAUCUUCUGCUGCCACGGCGGCCUUAGUCCUGAUCUGACCUCCAUGGAGCAAAUUCGACGCAUCAUGCGCCCCACCGACGUGCCGGACCAGGGUCUGCUCUGCGAUCUGCUGUGGUCCGAUCCGGACAAAGACACUAUGGGCUGGGGAGAGAACGAUCGCGGAGUCAGCUUUACCUUUGGCGCAGAAGUAGUGGCCAAAUUCUUGCAGAAGCACGAGUUCGAUCUCAUCUGUCGUGCCCAUCAGGUGGUCGAGGAUGGCUACGAGUUCUUUGCGAAGCGCCAGCUGGUUACGCUCUUCUCGGCGCCCAACUAUUGUGGAGAGUUCGACAAUGCCGGCGCCAUGAUGUCGGUGGACGAAACGCUGAUGUGCUCGUUCCAGAUCCUCAAGCCGGCUGACAAACGUAAAAAGUAAUAUCGCAUACACAGUCCUUUUCUAUACAACAAAUACAACCAACCAACCAAGAAACAAAACAAAAACACACCAACAACCAGAAAUAAAAAUGCUUGAAACACAUCAGAUCAUGGACGGAACCUAGGGCGAGUCCAAUUCCGCGGAAAACCAAUACCAACGUAGCCAGCAGCCAGCACCUGGUGGAUGACUGGAGAAGCAUGAUCCUUGAGCUCCGAAAUGAGAAUGAAGUUUUAACCCAUUGAGAUUUGAUUCGCAAUUAGAGAGAAAACACAUUUGAAAAAAAAAAAACCAUGAUUAAAAGCAAACAUAUUUAUUUUUAAUAACUGCUCCAGUCCCUAAAUUUAUAUCUUUAAAUUUUACCGAACAGUCCAUCCACCCACACACACAUUUAUACAAAAACACACACAUAUAUACACACAUACUAUACACACACACCACCCACAGACCUGAGAAAAUGCGUUUUGUCCAAAUUUUAAACACUAGAAAAACAGGUCAUCAAAUUGGACUAGACAUACGGACAGUGACUGAACCUUAGUCGGUCACAAAACAUAUUAGAAGGGGCCCAGUAGCGCUCUUUGGCCUUAGGAUAAUGAAGCAAAUUAUGAAAAUACAAAAAAUCGAAAAAGGGAAAACGUUAAGUGAGGAGAACGCUUGCCAAGAAGUGAAAUAUAAACAUAUAUGACGAUGUUUUGACCUUCAAUUUGAAAGAGAAAUUAAUCAGUUUUUGUUCGUCCACCCCACCCCCCAUCAUCAGUCUGAUUAGAUCAAAUGGAACCUACAAAUACAAAGCCCAUAAUAAAAGAAAUUUAUAUUAUUUUGCAUUCAAUUCCGCAAUCAUACAACUGCAACCUUUCUUUCCGUUCGCCAUCCUCUUCUCUAUCAUUUUUAAGAUGUGUUUUUUUAAAAAUUAACUAUUAUUAAUAUGUAUUAUCAAUAAUCCUUUGUAUUAAUAAACAAAUGAUAUAAAACGUG